Molecule: messenger RNA, 5156 nt
Organism: Camelus dromedarius (Arabian camel)
Lineage: Eukaryota; Metazoa; Chordata; Mammalia; Artiodactyla; Camelidae
Gene: BMAL1
Product: basic helix-loop-helix ARNT like 1
Exons: 26
Coding region: 1078-3045 (655 amino acids)
Biological process (GO): circadian rhythm; regulation of transcription by RNA polymerase II
Cellular component (GO): nucleus; aryl hydrocarbon receptor complex; cytoplasm
Molecular function (GO): protein dimerization activity; RNA polymerase II cis-regulatory region sequence-specific DNA binding; DNA-binding transcription factor activity, RNA polymerase II-specific
Source: RefSeq, a predicted model, not a curated record
UCACUGAUGUGGGAACCAGCUCUGCGUUGUCCACGCUCUCAGCUCAGGAGCUAUCAGGGCCAGCGGAACAGGGCCAGCAGCCCACUCUGGCUCUGCAUGCAGGAACCUGAUGCUCCAGUGAGGCUGUGUGUUGGACUGGGGCAUGCAAAAAGGGUGUGGAGCACUCCCUUAGCACUCACCACCGCGCUGGCGGGCUCUGAAGUUUUCAAUCUGGCCCAAUUGCAAGGUCCAGCCAAAUCUAGUGAGCAAGGAGGCUGUGAGAUGGACCAUUCAGGGUCCCAGCAGAGAGCAGAUGUUACCCUCCAACAAACAGACUGCGAAGAGAGGGCCACACUGAAGUUGGAUGCUGAUUUUUGACAGGACAACGAGGAGCUCAGAAGGUGUGCUGUAGGAGAAAAGGAGAAGCAAUUCAUGGAUAUGGAGAGAGCUAUGUAGAAACUGCUUGGAACAACCAAAAAUUCCAAGGCAUUGACGUUCGCAGGCCAUUCUCCAAUAUGGACAGUAGGUGCCGCAAGUGACCUAGAUUUCUCCGACCGACACUGAAGGAAGCCACAAGCUUUUCUACGGUGACCAGAGCCACUGGGACGUAGUCUGACACACAGUAGGUGGUCAAAACGCGGCCACUGAAGGGAAACGCAAUGAAAUCGCUCCAGGCUUGAGUUUUUUUCUUUUGAACAACGAGAAUGACAGCUCCAAUGUGACGCUUGGAGGUCAGGACCAACGAAAAGAACGUGGUGCUGGCUAGAGUGCAUGCUUUUGGACCCAAGCUUAACUUUUCAAAUGUGGAAUGCUAGGCCUUCAUUGGCCCCACUGUAGGUUUCUGGAAGAAGUUGACCGCCUGAGAGGAAAAGACAAAACAUGAAAAUCGCUUUGAGGUGACAAGCAAGUCCCGUGGCCCCUUGCUUCUCCCACGGCGGGUCUGAGGUUUAAGACCCGUAACUUCAGAUGAGGAAACUCGGGCCCAGAGAGAGGGAGUGACAGCCCUAGUCACGUCGCGUGGAGCUCAGACCCCGACGGUGGGCAGUGCACGGCCCUCUUCAACUGGGCUUGGAGUCGGAGUCCCUUACUAGACCUCCAAUGGCCGACCAGAGAAUGGACAUUUCUUCAACAAUCAGUGACUUCAUGUCGCCGGGAGCCACCGACCUCCUCUCCAGCCCUCUGGGUACCAGUGGCGUGGAUUGCAACCGCAAACGCAAGGGCAGCUCCACCGACUACCAGGAAAGCAUGGACACAGACAAAGAUGACCCUCAUGGAAGGUUAGAAUACACAGAGCACCAAGGAAGGAUCAAAAAUGCAAGGGAAGCUCACAGUCAGAUUGAAAAGAGGCGCCGGGAUAAAAUGAACAGCUUUAUUGAUGAAUUGGCUUCUUUGGUACCGACGUGCAAUGCGAUGUCCAGGAAAUUAGAUAAACUUACCGUGCUGAGGAUGGCCGUUCAGCACAUGAAAACAUUACGAGGUGCCACCAAUCCAUACACAGAAGCAAACUACAAACCAACUUUUCUGUCAGAUGAUGAAUUGAAACACCUUAUUCUCAGGGCAGCAGAUGGAUUUUUGUUUGUCGUAGGAUGUGACCGAGGGAAGAUACUCUUUGUGUCAGAGUCUGUCUUCAAGAUCCUCAACUACAGCCAGAAUGAUCUGAUUGGUCAGAGUUUGUUUGACUACCUGCAUCCUAAAGAUAUCGCCAAAGUCAAGGAGCAGCUCUCCUCCUCCGACACUGCACCCCGGGAGCGGCUCAUAGAUGCAAAAACUGGACUUCCAGUUAAAACAGAUAUAACCCCCGGGCCAUCUCGAUUAUGUUCUGGAGCACGGCGUUCUUUCUUCUGUAGGAUGAAGUGUAACAGGCCUUCAGUAAAGGUUGAAGACAAGGAUUUCCCCUCCACCUGCUCCAAGAAAAAAGGCUCUCUUCCUGGUUCCUUUGUUGGCUCCUCCUCUUCUGUCCCUGGCCUUCUUCUCUUAAGAGGAGCGGAUGUACACCCGAGCCCCAUAGAUCGAAAAAGCUUCUGCACAAUCCACAGCACAGGCUAUUUGAAAAGCUGGCCACCCACAAAGAUGGGGCUGGACGAAGACAGCGAACCAGACAACGAGGGGUGCAAUCUCAGCUGCCUUGUUGCAAUUGGAAGACUGCACUCUCACGUGGUCCCGCAACCGGCGAACGGGGACAUCAGGGUGAAAUCUAUGGAGUAUGUCUCCCGGCAUGCAAUAGAUGGGAAGUUUGUUUUUGUAGACCAGAGGGCAACAGCUAUUUUGGCAUAUUUACCACAAGAACUUCUAGGUACAUCAUGUUACGAAUAUUUUCACCAAGAUGACAUAGGACAUCUUGCAGAAUGUCACAGGCAAGUUUUACAGACAAGAGAAAAGAUUACAACUAAUUGCUAUAAGUUUAAAAUCAAAGAUGGUUCUUUCAUCACACUACGCAGUCGGUGGUUCAGUUUCAUGAACCCUUGGACCAAGGAAGUAGAAUAUAUUGUCUCCACCAACACUGUUGUUUUAGCCAACGUCCUGGAAGGCGGGGACCCAACCUUCCCGCAGCUCACAGCGUCCCCUCACAGCAUGGACAGCAUGCUGCCCUCGGGAGAAGGUGGCCCAAAGAGGACCCACCCCACUGUUCCAGGGAUUCCAGGGGGAACCAGGGCUGGGGCAGGAAAAAUAGGUCGAAUGAUUGCUGAAGAAAUCAUGGAAAUCCACAGGAUAAGAGGGUCAUCGCCUUCCAGCUGUGGCUCCAGCCCACUGAACAUCACAAGUACACCUCCCCCUGAUGCCUCUUCUCCAGGAGGCAAGAAGAUUUUAAAUGGAGGGACUCCAGACAUUCCUUCCAGUGGCCUACUACCAGGGCAGGCUCAGGAGAACCCAGGUUAUCCAUAUUCUGAUAGCUCUUCUAUUCUUGGCGAGAACCCUCACAUGGGCAUAGACAUGAUAGACAACGAUCAAGGCUCAAGCAGCCCCAGCAACGAUGAGGCAGCAAUGGCUGUCAUAAUGAGCCUCCUGGAAGCAGAUGCUGGGCUGGGUGGCCCUGUUGACUUUAGCGACUUGCCGUGGCCGCUGUAAGCACUAUGUGUUGCUUUGGCAACAGCUACAGUAUCAAAGUGCAUUACUGAUGGAGGUUUACAGUCUGUGAAGCUUACUGGACAAGGAGAGAACAGCUUUUAUGUACCGUCUUCAUAAAAGCCAUCUCAGAGCCAUUGAUACAAGUCAAUCUUACUAUGUGUAACUUCAGACAAAGUGGAACUAAGCCUGCUCCAGUGUUUCCUCAUCAUUGAUUAUUGGGCUAGCUGUGGAUAGCUUGCAUUAAUUGUAUAUUUUGGAUUCUGUUUGUGUUGAAUUUUUUAAUCAUUGUGCACAGAAGCAUCAUUGGUAGCUUUUAUAUGCAAAUGGUCAUUUCAGAUGUAUGGUGUUUUUACACUACAAAGAAGUCCCCCAUGUGGAUAUUUCUUAUACUAAUUGUAUCAUAAAGCCGUUUAUUCUUCCUUGUAAGAAUCCUUUACUAUAAAUAUGGGUUAAAGCAUAAUGUAUUAGUUAAAUAUUUUUAAUAAAUGUUUCCCUUGUUCUAUAAAUACUGUUCACAUUUCAAAUGAUUAGGGAAAAAAAUCCUACAGGAAAAUGCCACAGGGCUGCAUCAUCGAUUUUUUUCCAUGGUGGGUAUUUAUGGAUGAUCCACACCAAAAACAUGGGCAGUGCUUUUCUGGCCUUCAUAACAAUUCUAGGACUUACAUAAUUUCCCUGUUACUAGUUUAGCUGUAUUGUAAACAUAGUUAAUCUCCAAAUUGUUGCAAAUUUUAAUUUAUAUGAGAAUAAACAUUCUCACACACAACAUGCUUACACACAUACUUCGGAUCCUCUGAAAUGACAAAGUCAAAGAUUAAACAGAACAAAUCAGCUUCUCUACUACACCUCCUCUCUGAACUACUACCUUGUAUGGCUUCAAACAUUAAGUGACCCCAGAUCCAAAGCACCCAAAUACUUCCGAUUCCUUCUUGAACUGGGCCACAGGAUACUAAAAAAAAAAAAAGAAAAAAAAGAAAAAAGUACUUGCAUGAAUAACUUGCUAAGCAGAAUAUAUAGCACAGUACAAUGGAAAAAGCAGUGAACCACUGCCAAGAAUUUGUCUCUGAAACUUAAGGCUACUACAGGACCUGGUAAAGGUAUUUCACCCUCCGUAUCAAGUUGGAUUAGAAAAUGUUCUUUUCAGCUCUAACAAUAUUUUGGAUUUAUAGUAUAUUUUAUAAUUAGUAGGGAAUACAAGUGCCUCAUCCCACAUAUACCAAAUUGGAGUUCCUUGAGCUACUAUCUGCAUUCUAGUUAUGAUUCCAAUAAGACAGGAAAUCUGCUAAUUAUGAAACUGAAAAUCUGCUCAAGAUGGUUAUAAAUAUCAGAAACAUUAAAACAAUGGAAUUUUAUUUUGAUGAAAAACUUGAGUGAGUUUACAAUCAUUUAGUAAAUGAAGAGCAAACAGUUCAUUUUCCUAUCUCAUAACUCUUAAGAAAAAAAUUAUUAGUAAAUAAAUAAUCUGUGAACAGAUUAAGGGUAAGGCAGACUGGAUAAUAAACCACCUCUGAUGUUCACACUCCCUGCAUGUAACUCCCUUGGAAAGAGUGAAAAGGGCACUGGAGAUAACUGAAAAGAUGUGGGCAUUGAAUUUCAUCCUAAUCAUUCAAAUAAGCCCAAUGAUAAACUCAUUUUUUGCUCAUCAUAGGCAGCAGAAAACACACUUUACUGAAGGAAUACUCUGAUAGAAGCACUUAAUUAUACUGUGCAUCACAACUAUAAAAAUGGCUUGAACAAUUCCACUUAACCACCAUUUAUAAAGUGCAACUAUAUAAUAUUCUACACUUUAUCUGGGGUGUGAUAAAUAUCAAUCUAGACUGAAAGUACCCCAGCUGCCAAUUUCCACCACGCCUGAAAAGAUCUAGAUGUGUGAAAAAGGACUGUCCCCCAUACAAAGAACCAAUUUCACAAACCUACUGGUAAACAAAUACAUUUAUAUAACUGGAACUUCAAGAUGCUAGAGUUGUACUCAUUUAAAAAACCAUUCAGCUACCUUUGGUCUUUAAAAAAGCCUACACUGCAAUAUCCUAAACAUUGUUAUGUGCAUCUCACAAUGAAGAGAGUGGCCUUGCAGUGCAGAAUGAGGAGAGUGCAACGUCACUGUGAAGAGUAGC